UUUGAACAUUUAUCUUCAGGACACAUAGCUAAAAUUCUUGUAUUUCCUUUUAGCUUUUAGUGUGUUCCAAUUUUUUCUCUUUUGUCUCUCUAAAUCUAAUUAAACCAUAGCCAAAAUGCCGAUGGAGAGUACUAACGAAACAAAGCAAUCAGGAGAUUUAAUCUUCCGAUCAAAACUCCCUGAUAUUUACAUCCCUAAGCAUUUACCUUUACAUUCUUAUUGUUUCGAAAACAUUUCGGAGUUCAGUUCUCGUCCCUGUUUGAUCAAUGGAGCCAACGAUCAAAUUUAUACUUAUGCUGAAGUUGAGCUCACUUGCAGAAAAGUUGCAGCUGGUCUUAACAAGUUAGGGAUCCAACAAAAGGACACGAUUAUGAUCCUUUUGCCGAAUUCCCCUGAAUUUGUGUUUGCUUUUAUGGGCGCUUCAUAUUUAGGAGCCAUCUCUACAAUGGCCAAUCCUCUGUUUACGCCAGCAGAGGUUGUAAAACAAGCCAAAGCCUCAAGUGCUAAGAUUAUUAUAACGCAAUCGUGCUUUGUGGGCAAAGUGAAGGAUUACGCUAGCGAAAAUGAUGUGAAGGUUAUUUGUAUUGAUUCUGCACCAGAAGGUUGUCUUCAUUUCUCUGAAUUGACACAAUCUGAUGAGCAUGAAAUUCCUGAGGUGAAAAUCCAAUCGGACGACGUCGUUGCGCUGCCGUAUUCCUCUGGCACUACAGGGCUGCCGAAAGGUGUGAUGUUGACACACAAGGGAUUAGUCACGAGCGUUGCACAACAAGUUGACGGUGAAAAUGCAAAUUUGUAUAUGCACAGUGAAGAUGUGUUGAUGUGUGUGUUGCCUUUGUUCCAUAUUUACUCACUCAAUUCCAUUUUGCUUUGUGGAUUGAGAGUCGGUGCAGCGAUUUUGAUUAUGCAGAAAUUCGACAUUGCUCCGUUCCUGGAGUUAAUACAGAAGUACAAGGUGUCAAUUGGGCCAUUUGUGCCGCCUAUUGUUCUGGCCAUUGCUAAGAGUCCAAUUGUUGAUAGCUAUGAUCUUUCAUCAGUAAGGACUGUCAUGUCUGGGGCUGCACCGUUAGGAAAAGAACUCGAAGACGCUGUGCGAACCAAAUUCCCUAAGGCUAAACUUGGCCAGGGUUAUGGAAUGACGGAAGCUGGGCCGGUGUUGGCAAUGUGUCUGGCAUUUGCAAAAGAACCGUUUGAUAUAAAAUCAGGGGCAUGUGGUACUGUUGUGAGGAACGCCGAGAUGAAAAUUGUAGAUCCGGAUACGGGUUGCUCUCUUCCUCGUAACCAACCCGGUGAGAUUUGCAUUAGAGGUGACCAGAUCAUGAAAGGUUACCUGAAUGAUCCCGAGGCCACAACGAGAACAAUAGACAAAGAAGGAUGGUUACACACUGGCGACAUUGGGUUCAUUGACGAGGAUGACGAGCUUUUCAUUGUGGAUCGAUUGAAGGAAUUGAUCAAAUACAAAGGAUUUCAAGUGGCACCUGCAGAAAUUGAAGCCCUUCUCCUCAACCAUCCCAACAUUUCUGAUGCUGCUGUUGUCCCCAUGAAAGACGAGCAAGCGGGAGAAGUUCCGGUAGCUUUUGUUGUUAGGUCAAAUGGAUCUGCUAUUACUGAAGAUGAAGUCAAGGAUUUCGUCUCGAAACAGGUGAUAUUUUAUAAGAGAGUAAAGCGCGUAUUUUUCGUGGAGACGGUACCCAAAUCUCCGUCGGGAAAAAUUCUUAGAAAGGACUUGAGAGCUAGACUGGCUGCUGGUGUUCCAAAUUAAUUCCUUUUGGCUUGGGAUUUGAUGGUGGUAAUAAACUAAACAAGUCCACCAUUGAAGAUAUUAUAUGUUCUUUGAAUUUUACCUUCACCCAAAUGUUUGGUAUAAUUUCCAGUUUGGCAACGGCCGAAAUGUCUGUAAAUUAAUUUAUAAGACUUCUUUAUUCAUCUUUGAUUUGACAUUGUUUAUGUGAUAAUACGGUACUAAGAAUCUUAAUUUUUGUGGAAAAAGUAUUACUAUAUCAAGAGUACGGGUGGUUUACAUAAUAUAAAAUGUUAUUGUUCA
Molecule: messenger RNA, 2041 nt
Organism: Nicotiana attenuata
Lineage: Eukaryota; Viridiplantae; Streptophyta; Magnoliopsida; Solanales; Solanaceae
Product: 4-coumarate--CoA ligase 1
Exons: 5
Coding region: 116-1759 (547 amino acids)
Molecular function (GO): CoA-ligase activity
Source: RefSeq, a predicted model, not a curated record